Messenger RNA from Chironomus riparius, 1293 nucleotides. The record is from the annotation of a GenBank genome assembly. Lineage: Eukaryota; Metazoa; Arthropoda; Insecta; Diptera; Chironomidae.
AUGGGUGAAGAGGAAGACAUAUUCGUGAAACGUGUUGAUUUUGAGGUAAACAAUAAUGAGCCAUCUGUUAAUAACACAAAUAUACUGAACGGUGAUAUGCUACAGAGUGAUGAUGUUGAAAAGAGUGAUGAUGCAGUGAAAAAGCCGAUAACGUGUUGUGGAAAGUUUUUGUAUUAUUUGGAUAAGUUUGGAAUUAAGGCAGCAUUUAGUCAUAUUGGAUUGCUGUUGGGCUUAGCUUUGUAUUGCUAUGGUGGUGGUUGGGUAUUUGUGCGAAUAGAAGAAGAACCAAUGAAAGAUGCUGAACAGCAAUUAAGAAGAAACAUUUCAAUCAGCCGCAGUACAUUUAUUAAUGAUAUAUUGUAUGCAAAAGAUGAAAAUUACUUAGACACUUCAUAUUUAUCGGAGCAAUUAAAAUAUUAUGAGGAGGCAGUUCAGCAAGCUGUAGAAGGAAAUCUACAGAUGGUUAAUACAGAUUUGAAUGCUACUGAUCCUGAAGCGUUUCCUGUACAGUCAGAAAAAUGGACACUCAUGCAGGCUAUUUUCUUUGCAUCAACUAUUUGCACUACGAUAGGAUACGGAAACAUAGCACCUGUGACAUUUGAAGGCCGUUUAUUUUGCAUAAUUUUUGCAAUUUUUGGACUUCCAUUUACGCUCUCUGUGAUUGCUGACUAUGGUAGUCUAUUUGCCAAUUCUGUAUCUGCACUGGCUGCAAAAUGUAAACAGCUCGAAAUGUGCAACAGAGAUUCAAAAUUUCACAAAAUGAAAGGCAGAAAAUGGCUUUAUGCACUUGGAGCUGUUCUCUUUCUCGGAGUCUAUUUAUCAGCUGGCGCUGCUGUGUUUAUGCAAUGGGAAAAAUGGUCAUUUUUUGAUGGCUUUUAUUUCAGUUUCAUCACAAUGACAACUGUCGGUCUUGGAGAUUUAGUUCCUGGAGAAUAUUUGAUGCUGCUUUGUACGGUGUAUAUUUUAAUAGGUUUGGCAUUGACGAGUACAAUUAUUGAGCUAGUCAGAAGGCAGUACAUUCGUAGUUGGGAGAAAUUACAGCAACUUAAGUUUGGAUCAUUUGCGGAUUCAUUGAAACGACUUGGAGAAAGUCAUGGAGCCAUCGAUGUUAAUGAUUUGAGGUCCAUAUUAUCGGUGGUUUCAAUGACAAAAAAGAACAACAAGAAUAAAAAGGAACAGGAAGAAAUUGAUGCACUGGAAGCAAUGACAAAAGAGAUUCUCAAGAAAGUGUCAAUAAAGCACAUGCAGAAACCACAGUUGGUUCAAAUAAUCAUUUACGAGUCGUCGGUUUAA